AAGCUAACAACCCCCUGAACCCCCCCCCCCCCCCCCCCCUUCCCACGGCAGCUUCUAUAAAUCCACCCAUCUGAAGCAAAGCUCACUACUACAGCUGCAUCCAUCAAGCAACCAAGAUCAUUCACAAAGCUAGCUAGCUAGCGUUCGAGUCAGACACAAAUUACAAAUGGCAGCUGCGACGGCGAAGAAGAGCGGGAGCGAGAUGGGGGUGGUUCUUGGUCUGGACGUGCCGCGGUACAUGGGCCGCUGGUACGAGAUCGCGUCGUUCCCAAACUUCUUCCAGCCCCGGGACGGGCGGGACACGCGCGCCACGUACGAGCUCAUGGAGGACGGCGCCACGGUGCACGUGCUCAACGAGACCUGGAGCAAAGGGAAGCGCGACUACAUCGAGGGCACCGCCUACAAGGCCGACCCGUCCAGCGAGGAGGCCAAGCUCAAGGUCAAGUUCUACGUGCCCCCCAUCCUCCCCAUCAUCCCCGUCGUCGGCGACUACUGGGUCCUCUACGUCGACCCCGACUACCAGUACGCCCUCGUCGGCGAGCCCCGCCGCAAAAACCUCUGGAUUCUGUGCAGGAAGACGCAGAUCGAGGAGGAGGUGUACGAGCAGCUGCUGGAGAAGGCCAAGGAGGAAGGCUACGACGUGGCCAAGCUGCACAAGACGCCGCAGAGCGACCCGCCGCCGGAGAGCGACGCCGCGCCCGCCGACACCAAAGGGUCCUGGUGGUUCAAGUCGCUCUUUGGUAAAUGAUUCAGUAAACUGGUGCUGGAAGAGAUAUCAUGUGUGCUUUUAUCGUAGUAUACAUAAUAUUAGUUGAUCAAUCUGUACCGUAGCGAAUAAAUGGGACUCUCGAUCGGAAAACAAUCUUUGCUGUAUGUAUAUAGAAUAUUUGUGUGCCUUCCUCCUGUUAUGGUGUAGCUAUACUGUCAAUCUGUGUUUGGAGAAAAUGAAGCUAGUGAACUAAUACAGUUAUACUGCAGCCAUCA
Messenger RNA from Brachypodium distachyon (stiff brome), 984 nucleotides. RefSeq names its product temperature-induced lipocalin-1. The coding region runs from base 167 to 748 and encodes 193 amino acids. The transcript is spliced from 2 exons. The record is from RefSeq and is a predicted model, not a curated record. Lineage: Eukaryota; Viridiplantae; Streptophyta; Magnoliopsida; Poales; Poaceae.